Parathielavia appendiculata is the source of this 1764-nucleotide messenger RNA. Its product is annotated as glycoside hydrolase family 3 protein. NCBI's taxonomy places the organism in Eukaryota, Fungi, Ascomycota, Sordariomycetes, Sordariales, Chaetomiaceae. Gene Ontology annotation, biological process: glucan catabolic process. The record is from RefSeq and is a predicted model, not a curated record. Bases 1 to 1764 code for a protein of 587 amino acids. Gene Ontology annotation, molecular function: beta-glucosidase activity. The transcript is spliced from 9 exons.
AUGGUUAACGUCCCCAAGCGUCUCGUUUUGUUGGCGGUACUUCUCUCCGCAGCCGCCACCGUCACCGAUGGAGUCGAGUAUUUUGAAACGUUGCUGGUGUUUCCCACCCGCCAUGUACAUGGCCUAUCCUGCAAUGGAAACAUCCGCGCGAUUCCCGAGAUCGAAUUUCAGGGGUUAUGUCUUGCUGACGGUCCAGUCUCCGUAAGCAUUACCGACUUGUCUACCGUCUUCUCGGCCGGUUUGACUGCUGCCGCGACGUGGGAUCGCAGCCUUAUGCAUGAACGUGGAAGAGCGAUUCGCGCCGAGUUUCGCGGCAAGGGUGCAUCCGUACAUCUCGGCUUUUUCCCUGACCCGUACUUGUCCGGCGUGGCAAUGUCCUACUCCAUCAAAGGCAUACAGGAGAUGGGCAUUCAGGCAUCCCCCAAGCAUCUCAUUGGCAAGGGGCAAGAGACCUACAACAGGGUCAAUCUGACGGCGGCUGUUCUGAAUGGCACUGUGAGCGAGGCCAAGGUUGACGACAUAGCCCGCCGUGUGCCCGCACCCUACCUCUUCCUCCGGCGGGAUCAAGAAUUCCCCACGAUCGAUCCUUCCACUGGCUAUGUUUUUGCAAGGACCUACGACUAUCCAGUGGAAGACCUCUCUCUCGCGGGAAUGGACCCGAACUGCCCGCCUCCCGCUCGAAACAGUGUCAACCACGCCGAGGUUGUGAGGAAAGUUGCCGCAGCCGGAACGGUCCUUUUGAAGAACACCAAUAGCGUGCUGGCCCCUGAGUCGUCCCGGGGACUGACUUUUACUGGCGACGGGAGCGGACCUUGGGGACCCAACAUCGGCGCUCUGUCCGUGGGCGGAGGUUCACAACUCCUGGCGAUUCGGGAGGGGCUCUUGGAUAAAGCCAUGAUGGGUACAGACGACUUUAGUUCCAUCUAUCUCACCGCCGAUGGCUGUCUGGUGUUCCUCAAAACGUGGGCGCGGGAGGGCAUCGACUGCUCGUCCUUUGAGAAUGACUGGCAUUCCACUACGGUCGUGGAAAACGUGGCCCGCCGCUGUGCCAACACGAUUGUCGUGACGCAUUCGGGAGACGUCAACACCAUGCCUUGGGCAGACCACACUAAUGUCGCCGCCAUCCUUGCCGCACACUAUCCCGGUCAGGAAAACGGUUACUCCAUCUCGGACGUGCUCUUUGGCGAUGCCACAGACUCGGCCGCCUGGCAGGCCGAUUUUACCGAGAGUCAACUUAUCGACUACCGCCACUUCGAUGCGAAGAACAUCACACCGCUGUACGAGUUCGGUUUCGGCAUGAGCUACACCACGUUCGAGCUGGUGAAGGAGGCCAAUCUGCACAAGAAAUCCUCCAACCUCUCUCCAUUUUCGCCACCGCCGACAAACGGCGCCCACGUCGGCGGUCACCCCGCCCACUGGAGAUACGUCGCCACCAUUAGCGCCGUCGUUAAGAACAUGGGUGACGUUCCUGGAGCGCAGAUCGUCCAGCUUUACGUCGCAUUUCCCCAAGACUACGUUCCCAGCGGCACCCAGGUCAAGGCUCUCCGCGGAUUUGAAAAGGUGGAGCUGGAGCCCGGAGAAGCAAAGAGGGUGAAGCUUCCUCGUUGGCGCCGCGAUGUCAGCUACUGGAAUGUUGGUUCGCAGGAUUGGGAAAUCCCAAAGGGCGAGAUGCAGUUUCAUUUGGGCUUUGACUCACGGGAUAUCAAGGCUACUAUAACCUCUGCACUACUUGGUUGUCGUUGCAGGCUUAGACGGGUCUUGUAA